Cylas formicarius (sweet potato weevil) is the source of this 3099-nucleotide messenger RNA. RefSeq lists its product as uncharacterized. Bases 144 to 2645 code for a protein of 833 amino acids. The transcript has 2 exons. NCBI's taxonomy places the organism in Eukaryota, Metazoa, Arthropoda, Insecta, Coleoptera, Brentidae. The record is from RefSeq and is a predicted model, not a curated record.
UGAAGUUACUGACGUUGUCCCUGGAAAUAAACAAAUUAAAAACUCGACGGGGCGCUAACGUUUGGGUGACGUAAUAGCCUAUCCGUUGUCAUAAUUGCUCCUGCGGAACACUAUGGAACUUCAAAGUUACGGCAAAGUUUGGAAUGGGGUUUUUCCAAUCAAUAAAAGCUCGAUAUGGAAACGAAGCAGUUUCACUACUCAAACAAUGGGCCAGGCUCGGCAGCAAACUAUCAUCGUUUGGAAACAGGAAGAUAUUCUUACUCAAAUGCAGACAGACAGGGAUCAUACCGAGACACAUUACAGACGGGACCAGAAAUUUGGGCAUGCUUUUGGAUUUGACCGAUGGACAUAUGGGGGACCGCAUUCGGGAUUUCAAUACCAGGUUGAAUAACAAAUUAAUUAAUUUAGAAAUAUCACUCACUAUUUCAACUAUCAAUCGUAUAGAAAAAUCACUGAAACAAGUAAGAGAGAAAGUUUUGACAUUGAUUCCGGGGGAUGUUGUUGACGAAUUUGGUAAAAGACAACAAGGGUCAUGUGAUAAAAAAUUCAAAACCAUCAAAAAAAAGAACAUAAACAAAUUUCAAAACUUGAAGUCGCAACAGCAUCACUUAACAAUCAAAACACAAGAUAAUUGGGUUAAGAAUAUUUCAGAGGUUGAGGUCCCGGAUGAUGUCUUGAGGUUUCUCUCUUUAGGUUCGAAAUUUUCCGUGCCACCAAGAUGCAAUGAAAUCUCAGUCAAACGUUUAAUUGCUGAUGUAGAAACUAUAAUUAAAGUUGUACCAGAGAACGCAAAAAAUACUGUAAGAGCUAAGUUUACUAAUGUAUUGACUAAUUUUUUAAAACAACCGGCAAAGCGUAGCUAUAUAGACAUUUUGUUAAAAAAGACAAAAAAAUUUUUUAAGGAUCACGCUGAGUUGGUCGUUUCUAGGGCCGAUAAAGGGAAUGUGACAGUUAUUAUGUCUAAAGAUACAUACAUUCAAAAAUCAAACGAAAUUCUGAUGGAUCGGACCUAUUACGAGCGUCUCAGAUGUGAUCCUACAUCUACUUACCAACAAAAAGCUAACAAACUUGUCAAAUCAUUAAAAGAUCAAAAACAAUUAACAAAUGAGGUAGCCAAAACUUUAAAUAUAUAUAAUCAAACUUGUCCUAAAUUUUAUGGCUUACCCAAAAUACAUAAACCCCAAUUGUCCUUAAGACCGAUAAUUUCAUCAAUUAAUGCUCCGAACAGUAAACUGGCUUCAUUGUUGACUCAGGUUUUAACCAAAGCAUAUAAUAAGAAUAAUGAUUAUUUCACAGGUGAUUCAUUUGAGUUUUCUUCAUUUAUCAAUGACAAACAAUUACCUAAUAAGUAUGUUCUUGUGAGCUUGGAUGUCGUCUCUUUAUUUAGUAAUAUUCCAUAUAAUUUGGUAGAAAAAAGUAUAAAAAAACAUUGGAACAGAAUUAGAAACCACACUGAUUUGUCACAAAUUAGUUUCCUAAAGAUACUUCAGUUUGUAUUUGAUACAACGUAUUUUAGAUUUAACAAUGAAUUUUACAAACAAAAAUUAGGUACACCGAUGGGUGCCAUCAUUUCUCCAAUAUUAGCUCAAUACGUUAUGGAUGACCUACUUGAGGUGUGCGUAGAUAAGCUGUCGUUUCAGUUACCAUUUCUGAAAAAAUAUGUGGAUGAUAUAAUUACUUCCAUACCUGAAAGUUGCGUGAGGGAAACUCUCACAGUGUUUAACAGCUAUGAUGCACACAUACAAUUUACAGUAGAGGAGGAAAUUGAUAAAAGCGUACCAUUUCUGGACACUAAAGUGAUCCGGAACAACGAUAACAAAAUUAUAUUAGAUUGGUACAUAAAACCGACCAGUUCGGGGAGAUAUAUGAAUUUCCACUCUUACCAUACAACGAAAACAAAAAUAAAUUUGGUCAUAGCAUUAAAGACACGAAUAGAGAGGAUUUCUCACCCAUCACUAAGACAAAAAAAUCUUAAUAAGCUUUACGACAUGCUGAUUAACAACUCAUACCCAAGUAGGUUAACUAAAAAAUUGUUAUAUAGCACGACCCCACUGAGAGCUCCAAACCCGCGGAACACGGUCGUCCACUCAGAUAGCCCAGAAAUGGACGAUCUGAGAUGUUUUUAUUUUUCAUUGCCAUACAUUAAAGAAUUAACGACCACACUCACAAAAAUUCUGAGAGCACAAACAAAUAUUAAGAUAGCAUAUAAACAAACAAAAACAUUGGGGAGUGUCUUUAGCAAACUAAAAGAUAAGGAUGAGGUACAAAAGAAUUCAGAAGUAAUUUAUAGCAUCCCCUGUAAUCAGUGUGAUCAGGUAUACAUAGGACAGACAUCGCGAGUACUUAAGGAUAGAAUUACGUCACACAAGAGUGAUUGCAGACUCAAUAAGAACACCUGUUCAUUAGCAACACACUCUAACCAAAUGGAUCACGAUGUUAACUUUGUUGAAACAAAAAUUCUCCAUAAAGAAAGCAACUACAACAAAAGAGCAAUUUUGGAAAUGGUGGAGAUCUUCUUGGAACCGAAAUCGGUCAAUAAAAGAUCUGACAUUGAUGGCCUCAGUGUGGUCUACUCUAAUGUCUUAACUUUACAACCAACCGUCAAUCGAAUUGCGUUUGCUGAUAAUAGUGUCGUCACAAUGUAAUUAUAAUUUAGAAAAAUAGUCCCAAGCCUCUAUACAUUAGGUGCCUUGUAAACAAAAAGGAGGUAACAAAAGGAAAAAAAAGAAGGGAAAAAAACUGGACGGCUGGCGGUAGUCAUAUUAAUAAAACCUUUCCAUCAUUUGCGUUUUGCGUUUGAAGUAAAAUUCGUUUAAAUAAAAUGUAACAACAAUUUCGUCUAGAUGGCUGCCCUCGGUUAUAAUAAUUAACGGUCGUAUUUGAUUCUUUCUGUUAUCCGGAUGAGUUUGGUGUUGGCCUAUAAUGGCACUGUAGCAGUAAGUACUUUAACUAGAAGACUUUAGUAUUAAAUAACUAAGAGCCGCUUUCAUAUUGUAGCCCCUGAAGAAGAAAAUAAACAUUUUCGAAAGCUUGGUGUAGCACAAAAGCCUUUUAUUUGAGCCCUCAUCAGGACCGAUACCCCAAUUAACUAAAAUUUGU